This is a messenger RNA of Geodia barretti, 582 nucleotides long. NCBI's taxonomy places the organism in Eukaryota, Metazoa, Porifera, Demospongiae, Tetractinellida, Geodiidae. The record is from the annotation of a GenBank genome assembly.
AUGACCUACGAUUCGGCGGUCGUCGGCGCGCGUGAGGCCUCGGAGAGACUGCAAGGAACGCAUAUCGAGGUGAUCGAUACGGAGAGCGCCACCGGCUCCGGCCUCAUGGUGAUCGAGGCGCUCAGGCUUUCGGCGCAGGGCCACACAUCCGAUGAGAUCGUCCGGCGGACGCAGGAGCUCGUGCCGCGAGUUAAGGUUAUCGCCACGCUCGACACGCUGUACUACCUCCAGAAGGGUGGACGCGUGCCCGUGCUGGCUCAUCUGGGAACGUCUCUCUUGCAGGUCAAGCCCAUCUUCGAGAUGUAUCGCGGAGAGGUGAGCACGAUAGCCAAAGUGCGGACCGCCAAGAGGGCUAAGAGUAAGCUCGUCGACCUGCUCCGUGAGGACGUCGGUGAGGGUCGACUCCACGCGGCCGUCCUACAGGGCAACGUCCCCGACGAGGCCAAAGAGCUGGAAGAGCGCAUCGCUUCGGAGUUCGACUGCGCCGAGCUUUACGUCGGGACGUUUUCCCCCGUGAUAGGCGCGCACACAGGUCCGGGACUGCUCGGCGUCUCCUACUGGUCGGAGAGCGAGACGGUUUGA